CAAGGUAAGGCAUCAUUAGCGAUUCCGAACUAGUUAAGUCAAAUUCGAAGCAUUCAACAGCACUCAGGAACCAUGAAAUCCUUCGUGAUAUUUUCAAUUGUACUCGUUGGGAUGACCGCUGUACUGGCGGACCGUCCCAAAUCGGAAACUGUCAUCUCCACCGUGAAAACCCUUCGUCCACGGUACCGUGAGAUCCAGGACUUUGUCAUUCACACUCUGUCCGAUGCCCGUUUGAGCAGUUCUGAGAAACUGAACGUGUUCCACGAGGAUGUCCUAAUCGUGAAGGAAACGUUCGUGCUGGAUGCCAUCAAGAAGGAGAACAAGCUUCUUUACCAGAUCAACAACCAACCCGCAUCGGUCAACAGUGGCUGUCUUGACUUUGUCAGAUCCCUUGCCGACAGUGUUAUGAACCUUGCUGGAACCGCAUACUCCGGGUGCAUUUCCGAUGCCAACACCGCUCUAACGGCCGAGAUCAGCAAGUUUUACGCAGCCAUGCAGAAGGACGAGUCCGACUACCUGGGAAUUGGACUGUUGAACGUGUUCAAGGAUGAGAACAUCUUCUACAACCCCGAUAGCAUUCUGUCCAAGCUGUCUUCCAAGUCUGGCGAGCUGGAGCAGUACCCAACGUCCCUGUACGAUGAAGUGAACGCGUGGGUUUCCCAGCUGGGCGUCACCAUGGACAACCUGGAGCGAUCGUACAUUACGUGCAUGACCGACGGUGAGCAGCGUCUGAAGAUCGGUAUGGAGCUGGCCCACGACAACAUGAUGGCGACCUGCAAAGCCGUGGAGGUUCCAUCUGCGCCGGAAUCGUUGCCCGGACAGAUUUCGCCCGAACAAUCCAUCCCAGAGGACUACAAGCAGUACCAGCAGGACUACCCAGUGGCAUCGAUCCCGCAAGCGCCGGUGUUCCGCGGAACUCCCGUGGCUGAACCAUCGGAUUUUCUGAGAAUGUUCCGCGAACGAUUUGGUCUGUAAGUUAGUUGGCUAGACAACUGAACGAAUAACUUCCAUGAAUACAGCAGUGUUUUGAGCAAAUUAGAAUAUAUUUUCUCAUGAGUCAUUUAUUUAUCUGUUUUCCCGAUAUUAUCUAAAGCUAAGUUAAAUAAAUUGUAAUCUUCGUCGAAGAUAAAAAGUAC
Messenger RNA from Culex quinquefasciatus (southern house mosquito), 1136 nucleotides. RefSeq lists its product as uncharacterized. The transcript has 2 exons. Lineage: Eukaryota; Metazoa; Arthropoda; Insecta; Diptera; Culicidae. The coding region runs from base 73 to 975 and encodes 300 amino acids. The record is from RefSeq and is a predicted model, not a curated record.